Molecule: messenger RNA, 1209 nt
Organism: Penicillium coprophilum
Lineage: Eukaryota; Fungi; Ascomycota; Eurotiomycetes; Eurotiales; Aspergillaceae
Product: MBL fold metallo-hydrolase
Exons: 2
Coding region: 1-1209 (402 amino acids)
Biological process (GO): glutathione metabolic process; hydrogen sulfide metabolic process
Molecular function (GO): sulfur dioxygenase activity
Source: RefSeq, a predicted model, not a curated record
AUGAUCAGCUUUCGACAGCAAUCACUGAGCAUCGGCCGCCAAUGGUCGUCAGAUCUUUCCAGACUGUCUAGCAGGCCCAUUCAAACUUCAAUGCUGGGUAGCAUUGGGCAAUUGCGUCAUCUACAACAAGUGGCACAUACACAUGUAUCUCACUCGAAAUCUUCGAGAAACGGCAUUUCGACCAAGGAGGCAGUUUGUCAAUCACAAAAAAGACAGCCGACUCACACCUUGAACAAACCAUUCUCGCCACGUUCAUCUUCCAUCCCUACCGGGCAUCCAAUCCAACGUCAAGUCUCAUACAGCACUGCAUCUAGUACAUCUACUGAUCCUGUGAUUCACGACAUCUUCGAACCCACAACCUCAACAUGGCAGUAUAUCAUUGCCGAUCCGUCGACAUCAACAGCUGUCAUCCUCGACCCGGUCUUGAACUAUGAUCCUGCCACUCAGGCUGUGACUACUCACGCAGCCGACUCGUUGCUUUCUUCGGUCAAGGAAAAGGGCUACAAGAUCGACAAGAUUCUCGAAACGCACGCUCAUGCAGAUCACUUGAGUGCAGCAUCUUAUCUUCAAAAACGCCUUGCCCAGGAGCAAGAUCACAAACCCCCCAUCUGCAUUGGCAAGCGCAUUGAACAAGUCCAAAAGUUGUUCGCCGAAAGAUAUGGUGUUCCGCCAAAGGAGUAUACAGGUGUUUUCGACAAGCUGUUUGACGACGAUGAGACCUUCACUAUUGGCAACCUGAAAGGAAUGGCGAUUCAUCUACCCGGACACACCCCGGAUCACCUUGGUUACAUGAUCGGAGAAAACAUAUUCUGCGGUGAUUCUCUCUUCCAUUACGACAUUGGCACUGCACGCUGUGACUUCCCCGGUGGCGAUGCCAAUGAUCUUUACCAAUCGGGUCGGAAGCUUCUCAGCUUCCCUGAUCGCUUCAAGAUCUGGACCGGUCAUGAUUAUCCCCCGGCAGAACGAGGUGUCCCUGUGCCUUGGGUGAGCGUUCAGGAUCACAAGUUGUUGAAUAAACAUCUCAACGAUAGUAUCUCCGAGGAAGAGUUUGUCGCCUUGAGAAAGGAACGCGAUGCAGGAUUGGCUGCACCCAAGCUGCUCCACCAAUCUUUGCAGAUUAACAUUCGAGCUGGGCAUCUUCCUUCACCAACGAAGUUUGGCCAUCGGUUGCUUCAUGUUCCAUUAAAGGUCACCGGGGAAGCAUGGUAA